This is a messenger RNA of Nymphaea colorata (pocket water lily), 5560 nucleotides long. RefSeq names its product protein CHROMATIN REMODELING 20. NCBI's taxonomy places the organism in Eukaryota, Viridiplantae, Streptophyta, Magnoliopsida, Nymphaeales, Nymphaeaceae. Gene Ontology annotation, cellular component: nucleus. Gene Ontology annotation, molecular function: ATP-dependent chromatin remodeler activity; ATP binding; ATP hydrolysis activity. The coding region runs from base 482 to 5302 and encodes 1606 amino acids. The transcript is spliced from 27 exons. The record is from RefSeq and is a predicted model, not a curated record.
GUUACUGCCAGUUUCUUGGUCCCAUAAGACCAGACGCCGCUGCCGUCAUCACCCUUCCCUCUCCCUCGGUUUCUCUCUGAAGUCGCGGGAGCCAGCCGAUUCUUUUCUCUCUUCCUCCCUGCCGUUGCCGGUCUCUUUCGGUGCCCUAAUUCUCGAGUCUCAGGAUUCUUUCGGUAUUGAUUUUUAGGGUUUAGGCGCUUCCUUUGCGAGUGCGCAGAGCAACCUAGGGAUCGCUGGCUGAUGUCCUUCCCAGCUUUAAAUUCAAGGUGGAGCGCAAAGUUGUAAUGAUCUUCAUGCCCCUUGCCGGCUGAGAAAUGGCAUGAAUAUGUCGUUUCGAAUAUUUAUGCGAUGCACAGAGAGAGUGACGGUUGAUGCUGUAAACAAGUGAAGCGCCAUUGGCCGAGAUUUACUUCCGUGAUUCAUUGGUGUUGCUGAUUAUUGUGCACAAUUACUUUUCUAAUACACCUGAACCACUAAUGAGAUGGAUAUUGAAGACAAGGAACUUAAAUCAACUGCCACUGGCCAGAAGGCAGUGGUGCCAACUAUGGCUAGGAUGGAACGUCAAGAGGCAGAAUUGGGAUGUAUUGUGGUGGAAGUCCAGGUUGAUCAGGUUUUAUCAAAGUCAACUGUGAACAAGUUGGAACAUAAGAAUGAGUUGGAGAGGACUGCUGGAGAAAUUAAGAUGGGGGAGAAAGUAUUGAGUUUGUCACUGAAGAAUGAUGCUAAACAGGACCUAGAACCAACUAGGAAGGAAACUGAAGGAAGGGAGUGUGGCAUAGAGGCUUUGAACUCCAAGACAAAUAAGGUUCAAUGUGAGCAGAUGGAGCUGGAUUCAUCUGUUGCUGAAAUAGAGGACGAACAGACAAUCUCUGAAGAUGGUGAAGGUGAGUCCAGUGAUUCAUAUACUGAUUAUUCUGACAAAGAAACAACAACAUCUGAAGGUGGUGACCGAUUAAAUUAUGAGGUACCAUUAACUGACCAUGAAGUUGAUGAACUAAUAGCAGAACUUCUAGAAACUGAGAGUAAGGCAGCAGAGGCUCAAGAAACUCUUGAAAAGGAGUCACUUGCUCAUGUGGAGAAUGAAGUUAGGUUAGAGUUGGCAGGAAAUCUUCAAGGAGAUGAUCUGGAUAUGGCAGUGGAAGAAGAAAUGAAAACAUUUGUAGAGCAGUGGGAAGAAGUGCUCGAUGAUUUGGAAGCUGAGAGUGCACUCUUAUUGGAGCAGCUUGAUGGGGCUGGGGUGGACCUUCCUGGUCUCUUUAAGUGGAUUGAGCAACAGGCACCAGAAGGCUGCAGCACAGAAGCUUGGAGAAAACGGAUACAUUGGGCUGGUUCCCAAAUGACUAAUGAAGUCAGAGAGGCAAUUUCAGGUGCAGAAAAUUAUCUGCAAGAGUGUCGCCCUGUAAAAAGGCGGCAUGGUAAAGUAUUGGAAGAAGGAGCUAGUGGGUUUCUUGCGAAGAAGCUUAAAAUUGAUGAUGGCGAAGAAGGAACAAAGGACAAUUUAGGAAAGGAUUGGGAUUGUGUAAAUGAACUUCUCCAGCCUCGGGGAUCCACUGAGGGUGAUUUGUUUGGCUCUGCACACUGGGCUUCUGUAUACUUAGCUAGUACACCACAAGAAGCUGCAAAUAUGGGGCUCAAACUGCCUGGUGUCAAUGAGGUGGAAGAAAUAGAUGAUAUUGAUGGUUGUUCUGGAAACCCAUUUUAUGAUGCUGCUGUUGCAGGAGAGAAAGAAACAGGUUUUACUGAUGAGCAGAAAAUAAAUUUCCGGAAGAUUGUUGAAGAGGAUGAUUUGAAUAUUUCUCGGAAACUGCAAAUUCAUUUGAAGCAAAGAAGGCACAGAAAUCUUCGGAAAAGGCAGCAAAGUGUUGAACUUAACAAGCUGGAGCUUGAAGCUGAUUCUGCUUAUAGUUUCAACUCUCGGGGAACUGGUGAUUUGGGUGCUACGGGUGAGCUCAGUGGUGAGGGCAUGAAGAGCUGCAGCACAUCUGCUGACUUGGGGGACUCUUCGUCACCAAUUAUAUUUGGGAAUGGUUUAUUGAAACAUUCACGUGAGAAUGAGGAGCAUAAAGAGGACCCAAUGGUAAUAAUUGACAGUGACGAUGAUAUAGAUUUUAAAAUGGAAAAUGUGUCUGGUCAUGCUACCAGUCAGUCCAAGAUGUUAACUGAACCUGGUCUGCAAGGCAAAGAACUGGUGGAAAUUGUUGAUGACGAUUCACAUCUUGAUUAUAGGAAGGGUACUGUUGUCCACAUGACGGUGCACACAAGAAUUUUUCGUUGUACUGUGUGUUUUGAAGUUCUGGAAGCUUCUGAUGUGCGUAGGCAUCCAGUUUUGGAAGUAAUCAUAUGUGAGAGCUGCAAAAAGUCUUUUGAAGUGAAGUUAUCUCAAAAGGAUCCUGACUGCUCUGAGUGUUCCUGUGGAUGGUGUGGAAGGAGCAAUGAUCUGAUAAAUUGUAAAACAUGCAAAAUGUUGUUCUGUACCAUUUGUAUCAGAAGGAAUUUGGGUGAAGAUUGUCUCAAACCUAAUGGUUGGGUUUGCUGCUGCUGCUGCCGUAGCAUGUUGGAACAGCUUAUCUCGGAUUGUAAAGAAGCCCUCACAACAGAUAGCUUGGUUGUUUCAUGCUCUGAAAGUGGCUCUGAAUUGUCCAAUGGAGAUAUUGAUGUUUCUAUGAGCAACAAGAAACGCCAUAAGAAGAGGAUUAGGAGAAUUAUGGAUGAUGCUGAACUUGGGGAAGAAACCAAGAAGAAAAUUGCAAUUGAAAAGGAGCGUCAAGAACAUAUAAGGUCAUUGCACAUUGCGGGAAAAUCCUGGAGUGCAUUCAUAUCUGAUCAGAGUGGGUCCGAUGCUAAAAUUAGUGCUGAGGAACUGACAGGGGAUGCUGCAAACGGUUACAUAGUGAAUGUAGCCCGGGAAGAGAAUGAGGAGCCUAUAAGGGUGCCUUCAAGCAUUUCAACCUUCUUGAAGCCACAUCAGAUUGCAGGAAUACGUUUUAUGUGGGAAAAUUGCAUUCAAUCUGUUCGAAAGGUGAAAUCUGGAGAUAAAGGGCUUGGUUGCAUUUUAGCUCACACCAUGGGCCUUGGAAAGACUUUACAGGUCAUAGCAUUUCUCUAUACUGCUAUGAGAACCGUGGAUCUGGGACUUAGAACGGCACUUGUGGUUACACCAGUUAAUGUUCUACACAACUGGAGGCAGGAGUUUGUAAAGUGGAAACCUUCUGAGCUGAAAUCCCUUCGGGUAUUCAUGCUGGAAGACGUCUCCAGGGAAAAUUGGCAGCGAGCAAAGUUGCUUGCAAAGUGGAGACGUAAAGGUGGUGUUCUGCUAAUUGGCUAUGCAGCUUUUCGAAACUUAUCACUUGGGAAAUUUGUCAAAGACAAAAAUAUUGCUGGAGAGAUCUGUGAAGCCUUACAGAAUGGGCCUGAUGUCCUGGUCUGCGAUGAGGCUCACAUGAUUAAAAAUACAAGGGCUGACAUCACUCACGCCUUAAGGCAGGUGAAAUGCCAGAGAAGAAUUGCUUUAACUGGUUCACCAUUGCAAAACAAUUUGAUGGAGUAUUAUUGUAUGGUUGACUUUGUGAGGGAAGGAUUCCUUGGAAGCAGCCAUGAGUUUAGAAACAGGUUUCAGAACCCUAUAGAGAAUGGACAACAUACAAAUUCUACACUAGAAGAUGUAAAGAUCAUGAAUCAAAGGUCACACAUCCUCUAUGAACAAUUAAAAGGAUUUGUCCACAGAAUGGAUUCAUCAGUGGUGAAGAAGGAAUUGCCUCCUAAAACCGUCUAUGUAAUAUCUGUCAAGCUUUCUCCAUUGCAGAGAAAGCUGUAUAAAAAAUUUUUGGAUGUCCAUGGUUUCACGAAUGGCAGAGCUUCUAAUGAAAAAGCAAAUAGAAGGAGCUGCUUCUUUGCUGGAUAUCAGGCCUUAGCUCAGAUAUGGAAUCAUCCGGGACUACUGCAAAUGACCAAGGAGUACAAAGAAAACCAAAGACGUGAAGAAGCAGUUGAGAAUUUUCUGGUGGAUGGCAGUUCUAGUGAUGACAACUUAGACCGUGAUAUUGCAGGAGAAAAGCCAAAGCUGAAGUCUGAGUUUCCAAACAGGAAGACUGAUACUGGAUUCUUUGACGAGGAUAGCGAUUGGUGGUUAGAUGUUCUUGAAGACAAAAUUUGCAGAGAGGCAGAUUAUAGUGGUAAAAUGGUCUUGCUUAUAGAUCUUCUAUCAAUGAGUUCUGAGGCUGGUGAUAAGACCCUUGUCUUUAGUCAGAGUUUGUUAACUCUAGAUCUUGUGGAGUUAUUCCUUGCAAAGUUACCACGGCGUGAAAGACAGGGUAAAUUUUGGAAGCAAGGAAAAGAUUGGUACAGGUUAGAUGGAAGCACAGAAGGUUCAGAAAGACAAAGGCUUGUUGAGAAGUUCAACAGCCCUGCAAAUGAUAGAGUAAAAUGUGCAUUAAUAUCUACAAGGGCUGGGUCUCUAGGAAUUAACCUUCACGCUGCUAACCGAGUGAUUGUUGUUGAUGGCUCGUGGAAUCCCACUCAUGACCUUCAAGCAAUCUACAGGGUUUGGAGAUAUGGGCAGACGAAGCCUGUUUAUGCAUACAGAUUGGUGGCACAUGGGACCAUGGAGGACAAAAUAUACAAGCGACAGGUUACAAAGGAAGGUCUUGCUGCCAGGGUAGUAGAUAGGCAACAGAUACACCGAACAAUGUCAAAAGAAGAAGUCCUCCAUCUCUUUGAGUUUGGGGAUGAGGAAAUCCUUGAAAUGAUGCCAGAACUAGCCAAAGAAGGCUCAAGUGUGUCUGAUCAAAAAAAGAGUGAAAUGGAAGACACUGAUCGAAAGAAGGAAAAAAUUGAAGUUGGCCUGAAGUUGAACCCUUUGCCUCUUCCUAGUGGUACUUGUUUGCCUGACAAGGUGAUGGAAAACUUGCUUAACCGACAUCAUCCAAGAUGGAUUGUAAGUUAUCACGAACAUGAGACACUUUUGCAAGAGAACGAAGAAGAGAAGCUGUCGAAGGAAGAGCAGGAUCUUGCUUGGGAGGCAUUCCGCAAGACUGUGGAGUGGGAGGAAGUGCAUCGCAUCUCGCUGGAUGAAGCAAAUGCACCAGCACCAGAUCAUAAACCCAGUAAUUCUGCUCCAAUAAAUGCCAUUCCUCCUGUCAAGAGUGGCUCGAGAGUCCGAUCUUCCCUACGCAGAUGUACCAAUCUUGCCCAUCUCCUAACUCUCAGGGGCAAGGGAAUCCAAGCAGGGUGUAGCACCGUCUGCAUGGAAUGUGCCAUGGAGAUAAGCUGGGAGGGUCUUAACCGAGAUGGGCGUAGCAGAUAGUUUACCCUGCUUUCUCCCAUUCUUACCUUCGGUCGCUGUUUUUUAAUUUAUGUAUAGCUUACGUAACUGUUAAUUGUGUAAAAGCACAUGUAAUGAGUCAAUUUUUUAAACAUUUUUGAGGAGGUGAGGCCUGAUGGUCUUUGAUUGGCUGGUGGUGUACAUAUGUAUAGGUCAGGCGUCGCCUAUGAAUCUGUAUUGAACAUUCACAUGGUGAGAGAUUUGUUGACAGCUCGAAAAUAAAAAAAGUUUCUCAGAGUA